AUGUCAUCAUCAAUAACAGGAAGUGAGAAAUAUAACGGUGGACCGCGAAGUAGUCCGGUCCUUUCAGAGUUUGAUACCGAAUAUGCCUGUUCUGAUCAUGCUAUGGUGAGCCAUGUGGUACAAACUGCGGUACGCAAUUAUUUUUCGGCAUCAUGCACCAAUCCAACCCAUAUGACUAUCUGUAUUGAUUUCACCGAAGGUGCACCGACACCAAAUAACUCUACACCUACCGUUCGAUAUCAGGCACCAUUGGUACAAAUCAAUGUUGAGCGAAAAUUUGAUCCCAACGUUGCAACCGCUGCUGCUACGAAAGAUACCAAAUUAUCAGCAACCGCAUCAACAACAGAAAAAGUCGAUCGAGGAAAGAUGGAAACAAGAAGAGAAAAUUCGUUAUUGAAUGCUGCCAAAAAAUUAUCCGUAUUCACUAUCAAAGAGGAAAAAGAUGAGGAUGUAAAACCGGUAAAAGCAGUAAUUGAGAUAUUGAAGCCAAAAAUACCAUUGCAAAGAGUAUGUAAUCUGAAAUGUGAUGAAAAGAAAAUAGCUGAAAAGAAAGUAUUCGAAUAUUUACCUGUUAUCUAUAAGAAAUUUAUGAGUGAAGAAAUGUUCACGGAAUGGCGAAAGAAAUAUGACGAAGACAAACGUAUACUUUACUCCGAUCAACAAGCAACAGCAAAAGAUAGUUCGAGCAGUCUUGUGACAGCUUGUUCGAAUGUAAGCAUAUCAUUUCACGAUACGGGAAUGAUAACGAUGGAUGAAAGGACGAGUGGAUGGGAGGAAGCUGCUGGCAUUCUCGGUUUUGAUUCGCCUGAUAAUAGAGGAAAUACGAACAAAGCUGUUCAAAUACGUGGAAAUUUGCCCAAUACAUUGUAG
This is a messenger RNA of Acanthocheilonema viteae, 870 nucleotides long. The record is from the annotation of a GenBank genome assembly. NCBI's taxonomy places the organism in Eukaryota, Metazoa, Nematoda, Chromadorea, Rhabditida, Onchocercidae.